AAGAAAAAAAAAAAACAGCAACCAGCGGAUCACAUGACCGCCUCCGUUAUUUCCUGCAGCACCAACCAGCCUCUCCUCUCCUCUCCUCUCCUCUCAGCUCCUCCAGCAGCAGCAGCCUGCGACAGACAGACAGACAGACAGACAGCUCAGCAGCGGUGAGGUCGCUCUGCUCUGAACCAACAACAGCUCCACUAGAAACACUCCGCAAGGCCUCCGCUACACCGAGACAACCGACUACAGAACAACAGACAUCUGUUUUAUACUCUUCAGUUGCUGUUUUUUAUUUUAUGAUAGCCUUGUAAAGAAAGAACCAGCCAGAGCUCAAUAAUGGCGACAGCAGCUGCGGUGUGUUCCCCUGCUGGCUGCGGCCCCAGCCCCGGGUCCGGUACGGAGCUGGUCCGCGGACAGGCCUUCGACGUCGGGCCUCGGUACAGCAACCUCUCCUACAUCGGGGAGGGAGCCUACGGGAUGGUGUGCUCUGCCUAUGACCGGGACAACAAGACCCGUGUGGCCAUUAAGAAGAUCAGCCCUUUCGAGCACCAGACGUACUGCCAACGCACCCUGAGAGAGAUCAAAAUCCUUCUGCGCUUCAAACAUGAGAACAUCAUCGGCAUCAACGACAUCAUCCGCACACCGACCAUCGACCUGAUGAAAGACGUAUACAUUGUCCAGGACCUCAUGGAGACGGACCUGUACAAGCUCCUGAAGACUCAACACCUGAGCAACGACCACAUCUGCUACUUCCUCUACCAGAUCCUACGAGGGCUCAAGUACAUCCACUCUGCCAACGUCCUGCACCGCGACCUGAAGCCCUCCAACCUUCUGCUCAACACCACCUGUGAUCUCAAGAUCUGUGAUUUUGGUUUGGCUCGUGUGGCCGAUCCCGACCACGAUCACACCGGGUUCCUAACAGAGUACGUAGCCACUCGUUGGUACCGAGCACCUGAGAUCAUGCUCAACUCCAAGGGCUACACUAAGUCCAUAGACAUCUGGUCAGUGGGUUGCAUCCUGGCUGAGAUGUUGUCCAACAGGCCAAUCUUUCCUGGGAAGCACUACUUGGAUCAGCUUAACCACAUUUUGGGGAUCCUGGGUUCUCCCUCUCAGGAGGAUCUCAACUGCAUCAUCAACAUUAAGGCUAGGAACUACCUGUUGUCGCUGCCUUUGCGCUGCAAAGUGCCGUGGAACCGCCUCUUCCCCAACGCUGAUCCCAAAGCUCUGGACCUGUUGGACAAGAUGUUGACCUUUAACCCCCACAAGAGGAUCGAGGUGGAGGAGGCCCUGGCACACCCUUACCUGGAGCAGUAUUACGACCCCACAGAUGAGCCUGUCGCUGAGGCCCCAUUCAAGUUUGACAUGGAGCUGGAUGACCUACCCAAAGAGACACUGAAGGAGCUCAUCUUUGAAGAAACUGCACGUUUCCAGACCAUCUUUAGGUCCUAACAUCUCACACAGAUGAUUCUGUGGACUGGCUUCUGCUCCUCCUCGCCUCCACACUGUUGCUGUGAUUUUGUUUUCUUUUUGGGUUUUUAUUUUCCUCUCCUGUUGUCCACAUCACCUGGAUUCCUUGGGUCUCACUCGUCAAGUCCACUUUGCUCAGGAAUGGCGUCAGGAAUCAAUCAAUCAAUCAUUCUCCUGUCUCUCUUUUCUCUUUUCUCUCUCUCUGAGGUGAGGGGUGAGAGGAGGUCCACAUCACAGCUUACAGUUUGGGGGCUGAUUUUGUGUUUUAAGCCAAGAUAACAAUUUUUUGUGUGUGUCUCAAAGGCUCUGGCUAUUCCUAUUCAAGACCUUUUUAUGUCCAGUUGAAUGACAGUGAUAGACUAGCUGUUGUGCGUGUUUUUUUGGUGCAACUGUCGUGGUUAUAACUCUGCCUACAUUGCACAAACAAACAACGGUAGAUUACUUAUAAGAAUCAUCCAUCGUAAAAAAAAAAAAAGGGGUCUUUUGAAUUUUUUAACCUUUGUCGCACUGUUACAAGGGAUACCUUGAUCUUUUUUCUCUCUUUGAAAAAAGAAAAAACCUGAAUUAAAUCAACUGAUUUAUGCAAUGAAAACACAUAAUCAGCCACAUAUUUGUGGGUCAAAAGCCAUCACUUGGUGUUGAGGAUCUAUAUUUUAACAAAGACCUAUUUCAAUCCUCACACAGAAGGCCCAAAUGCAAAUAUAUAUAUAUAUAUAUAUAUAUAGCCCAAAGAGUCUUAAGAUAUGUUAAUGGCAAGAGUGAUGAUAGAAGGUGAAUCAGAUCUUUUGUUUCUUUUUAUUAAACACAAAAAAAUACCCGUUUUCAUUUCCCAUCGGCUUCAGUAAAAUGUCAGGUUGUGUAUAAAUGCACCAAAUUAAAAGUGCAUUGAAGGAUUUCACCAUCAAUUUCUGCCUUAGCCAUGAGAAACCUAAAGGAUAUGUCUGUUUAUUUCAUACAAGUCUGUAUGUACAGUAUGAUAUUUUUUCAUAUGGGAGAAAAUUUACAGCGUCAGGACAAGAAUUCAGUUAUCACACAACUUGUUUUCGUCCGGAGGAAAUGUUGUCGUGCCUCCUUUUUUUUUUUUCCUGUUUCGUGUUUUCUUUUUCUCUCUCUCGCCUUGUUAGAAUAAUACUGUGCCCUUUGCAUGACUGUUAUAAGCUCUGUAUACAAAGACGACGAUGUUAAGUGCCACAACAAGAGCGCCCAGGCUCUUUCUGUUCAACCUUUUUUGUGGUAUAUCACACUUCCCAAUCACAUGGUGCUUUUUGUCCUGUUUUUUUCUUUUGCUUCAGCAUUUUCUUUGUCUGUUUUUUAUGUCGUUUAUAUUUACAGAUUUACUCGUUUUUAGCCAAACUCCAUCUUGCAUGCUGAGACGUCUCGUUGUGGUUGCAAAUAGGAGAAUAACCAUAUAUCUGUAUUUAUACCAAUCACACAGGAACAUGUUGUUUCCUCAACCUGAGAAAUGGCAUCCAGGCACGAUACAGUUGAAAUGAUACUCAAACUUAACAGAUCAGGUUUUUCAUUUCGUCCGUUGUAACAUUUUUUUUGCUUUAAAUUGCACAUUUUCACGCUGAUAACCGUUGGCAGUGUCGGCACCAGCCGACCUUUGGCAGUGUCGGCACCAGCCGACAGUUGGCGUUGUCAGCACCAGCCGACAACUGCAGUAAAAAAAAGAAGCAGCAGAAGUCAAGACCAUCAGUUCUUGUCGGUAACUGCUCAUUAAAGACUGUUGAAUUUGAAGAAUUUAUUUCAAGCGAAAGGAAUUAAGACUUUAAAAAUUAUAUAUAUGGAAACUUUGGGGGGGAGAAACAAACAAGCCAGAAGCACCGAGGCUUCAACCAGCCGUGUCUUUCAUUUGAGCAGCACUGCAGCGUCUAAUGGCUGUCAUUUCAGUUUGUUUACAAGUGGGCCUCAAAUAUAUUCAGUUUCAUGUUAACACCUAGCAUUUGGUUAGGUUAGAGUACUGCAGCAUCAAAAUUAAAGCUCAUUCAGUGAUGUGUGAGUGACCUAAUGAAUGAAACAAAGUAUUAUUUACGACACUAAAGCAUCUCAUUGUAGACAUGAAUGGAUUCUUCAAGAAUAUGUCUCUGCUGGCACUUAAAUAAAUUAGAGAUUUAAAUAUAAAAUAAGACAAUUUCAGAACUAUUGAGCAGCUUCAGCUGAUUUUUCAUUCUUUACAAUGACGACAAUGAUGUGAGAGAAGUAUUGGGCGAGCUGUAAACUAACUUUUUAUGUUUCUGACAGAAGAUGAGCGAAGCUAAAACUCAACUUUUGACUCUUUUUCUACAUUUGCAUACAUGUCAAAAAGCAAGUUUGAGUUGUACAAACAUUUCUCUUGAGGGCAGAGCUGCUCUGGUCGAAUUAAAUCACAUUUUAUAUUUGACUUUUGUUCUGGCUGAAACUUAGACUGAAACUAAGUAGAAGCUGAGAGAGAGGAGACUAGUGCUCCGCUGAAAUGCACUCAAGCCAUAAUCUGUCAGUGUUGCAACUCUGACCACAGCCAACAGUGAUGUCACGGUGUACUGACACAGCCUGAAGUACACUUCUAUGUCACUGCAGCCAGGUGAGAAGUUAAACAAACAAAAAAAAGAUUUUCAGAUGUUGUUCAGAAGUAAGACUCCAGAUUAAUAUGUAAUUAUCAAGCUAGACCUGAGACGACAAAUGUAAACGUCUGGUAACGCUUUAUUUUACAGGCCUGUAAAUUCUGAAUAUUCACAAGAAGUUUUCUGGAAAGAACUGUAAUUUGGUUGAUUGUAGGUAAAUUAGAGACCAUGUUCAAUAGAGCUACAACAAACCAUUGUUUUCACCAUCGUUUAAAGAGGACCUAUUAUGCUUUUUACCCUUUCCUUUAGUGUGUUAUAUAGUUUUUCUGUGCAUGUAAAAGGUCUGCAAAGUUACUCUCACCCACAGAAACACUGCUCCCAAACUGCCUGAAACUUGAUUGAAGUGCCGCCUUUUCUUCCAUAACGUGGUGAUAUCACCAAGUAACACACUUUGCCUAGCGGCUAGUUUGGCAUGCCCUCAAACAAAGCUAGUUAGAGCGGAGCUGAAGAGUUUGGUUCGGUUGAUCAAUCACAACAGAGUGGAUCGGUAUGAUAAAAAUAAAGUGUUUUUUGAACAUUAAAGCUAUUAAACGUGUUCCAGUAGAAACCCCAAAUAAAAGCAGGCACCUGAAAAUCAGCAUAAUAGGUCCUCUUUAAUCUGUCGAUUUGUUUUUAUGAGUAAUCGUUUGGUCUAAAAAAAAAUUCAGAAAAUUGUGAAAAAUGCACAUCACAACUUCCAUGACAUUUUUUAUCCCAACAACAGUUGAUAUUGAGUUAACGAUGAUAUGAAACUGAGAAAAACAGCAAUCCUCAUAUUUUGAGAAGCUGUAACCAGCAACAGUUUAGUGUUUUACCUUUUAGUAAACAACUUAAACAAUUAAUCAUUUAUCUGAAUUGUUGACGAUUUAAUCAACUAAUUUUUGCAUCCUUAGUGUUAAAUUGCUCCUCUUCCAAUUAAUCAAUUCCAAUUAACUGCUAAGAUACCGUAACCUAGGAGUCUUUUAGGCAGCGCGCAGCAGGUCAGACACCAAAAUGUGCAAUUUUUACAAAGUUUCUAAUAAUAACUUAAUGAUGUCCCUUCAAGGAAAUUCUUCUGAACACAUUUAACUUAAAUAACUGCCUCAACUUUGUCUCUAUUUUCCAUAUAAUUGAUUUGAACUUACACAGGAAACUUUCAUGAAAAUAUAAGGGAAAUAACAAACCUGUACAAAUAAAGUGUUACCAGAAAAUAUAUAAAGUUUAUAUUUAAAAAAUAAAAAUUUUGAUCAAAGUUCCCUCUUUGCUCUCACCCAAAAAACUUUUGUUGGUUCCGUCGACGGAGAUUUAACUCAUCUGAUGACAUUUGAAAAAUGACCAAACUCCAUUGCAGAAAUGACCAUUUUUGCACUCUAAAAGUUCACCUGAGCAGACGUUGAACGUGAGGUAAAGACUCGUCUGUUCCCAGUGCUCCUCACUCUCGCUGUACACACCUGUCUGUCACUCGAUUAUUAAAUAAAUGCACUUGCUUCUACAGUAGUUGGGAUGGGACUUGUAAUCCGAGGUGCCUGCCGGGACUUGACUUGCCUGUAGAUAGUCAUUUUUUGGGGUGGGGUUUAGUCAGAACAUUGAGGGCACUGGAAACCUUACUGGGAUUAGUUGUAUUAAAAAAAAGCUUCUGCUGAGUUCUUUGUGCAACCUGUCUGUUUGUGCCUUUUUUGAUAGUCUUGAUAUCCAAGAUUUGAUGUGCAGCUUUUGUUCAGUCGGGAAUCCGUUUGUAAUCGCAGUAUACGCUCUUAAAAAUGAACACAAUCAAGUCUGAGGGUGGGAGGGGUCGCGGGAGGGCAUCCUUAUCUUUCAGUUAUGUACAUUUUAAAGAGAUUUGUUGCCACAGCUGUGUGAUUUGUGACUGUAUUGAAAAGAUGAAAAGCAAACAUUUAUAUUUUUUGCGUUACCCUUUUUGUUUUUUUGUUUUUUUUGGGGUGUGGGGGGGGUGUUUUUGUGCAGAUAUUUUUAUUGUAAAAUGAAUGUUAUGUUUCUAUCAGACACUAAUCUUGUUUGAGUUGUCUCCAGUGGAACUACUUCACUCUGUAUGUUUUGAUCAGUAUAAACCUUUAAUUGUGUAGUUAACAUUUCUGAAAAAAAAUAAAAUAAGAUCCUUGGUUGUAUUUUAAAGGUUCCUGUUUGACCUGCCAUAGACAUUGUUUGAAUUGGUCAGUUUUAUUUUGCUGUCGUGUGAAGGAUUUGACUUGAACGAAGCAUUUCUUUGCUAUUAUUAAAGACUGACUGCCACUUUGAAAAACCUGUUUUUUAAUGUUUCUUUUUUUGUUUUGUUUUUUGCAACUCUGCCAUUUUAAAUAGACGUUCAUUAAAAACA
This is a messenger RNA of Sebastes umbrosus (honeycomb rockfish), 6354 nucleotides long. RefSeq names its product mitogen-activated protein kinase 1 (gene mapk1). Gene Ontology annotation, biological process: protein phosphorylation; intracellular signal transduction. Gene Ontology annotation, molecular function: MAP kinase activity; ATP binding. The record is from RefSeq and is a predicted model, not a curated record. Gene Ontology annotation, cellular component: cytoplasm; nucleus. Lineage: Eukaryota; Metazoa; Chordata; Actinopteri; Perciformes; Sebastidae. The transcript has 9 exons. The coding region runs from base 328 to 1440 and encodes 370 amino acids.